AUGGAAUUAGAUCCUAUAACAGAUUCGAAAUUGACAAUAAAACUAUUUAAACAUGUUACUAACACCAGACAGCUAAAAGAAAGCCUUAUAAAUGGUCAAUUAAAGUGUUGCAUUAUCAAACCUGAAUUAAUAUUUGAUCCAUUCCAGAUAAUUGUAGCUGUAAAUAAAGCAGUGUUAGCAAAAAAAUUGACAACAAAGACUAUUUACACCGAAAUAUUAUUCAAUUUAUCUAUAACCAAAAACAUAUUAAAAAGUUUACAAACCUUUGGAAUUGAUGAAAAAGACGUUUCCUUAUUGGUAGUUACCCUUGAUGAGGACAGAAAUAUAUACCAGCAGAUCGAAGGCGUUGAAAUACCAUUGGAUGAUCUUAAGAAAUAUACUGAUAUUAAUUUAAUCAAAAAAACUUAUAAAAUAAGUGAAAAUGAGUCUAGGGUAACUUCUAUUUUAGAUUCAGUUGUUAGUAGAAUAGCAACAAAAGACUUUAUGUCAAUCUAAUUCCUCAUUGUAUAUAAUAUGUUUUUCAAAGAUUUUCAAUAACUUAUUAAUAUUAGAAUUGAAUUCUAUUUUUGUAUUAUUAUAAAAAUUUUAGUCAGGUUGAUCAGUAUAAUUGUCCAACUGAAAACAAGAAUUGGAGACCUUGUUGGAACAAAACCAUAUGCCACCAAAAAUAUGUUUUAAGAUUUAUAUAUUUAAUCAAAUUCUGAAAUCAUGUUUACAGAGUAUUGAAUAAAUGAAGAUCGAUAAAUCACCAAA
Diorhabda sublineata is the source of this 753-nucleotide messenger RNA. RefSeq names its product EKC/KEOPS complex subunit Tprkb-like. Gene Ontology annotation, biological process: tRNA threonylcarbamoyladenosine modification; telomere maintenance via recombination. Lineage: Eukaryota; Metazoa; Arthropoda; Insecta; Coleoptera; Chrysomelidae. The coding region runs from base 1 to 495 and encodes 164 amino acids. Gene Ontology annotation, cellular component: nucleus; EKC/KEOPS complex; cytosol. The record is from RefSeq and is a predicted model, not a curated record. The transcript has a single exon.